CAGACACAACGGUGCAAAAUAAAAAUACUGUGAAACAUCAAACGCAUCAAAAGAAAUAAAAUGUUUGGCUCAGGUACGAAACUAAACGAGGCUUCGUACAAAACGAUGUUUUCCAGCUUUGAUAAAGACAAUUCGGGAUACAUUGACAAAUCUGAUCUGAAGAAGAUAACGAAGGGAAUCUUGCCAGCAAACGGUGUAGAUAUGAUCAUUGGAUUUGUGGAUAAAAGUGGCGAUGGAAAAAUUGAUUUCAAUGAAUUCAAGUCUGUCAUGAAGAAGAUUGAAACGGCGAAGAAGUUCAACCUAGGAAAAUAAUUGCAUUUGUAUGUCACAAGUUUUCGCAAGGAUUCAAUUUUUCAAGAUCAAUGUAAUCUUUCCAUGAUAUUUCCGGCAACAUUGAGAGACGACAAAUCUGAGUAUGUCUCAUUUUCAUAUCGUGGGAAAUCGAAAUCAACCAAUCGUUUACUAAUCUCAAAAUUUGUCCAUCAGGCAAUUGGCAUUAGUUAAAAGUACAUCUCAACAUAUAUUUGCUUCACGUUAGGAGUCAUGAUUUAUUCGUAUGUAGAAAAACCAUAAUCAUCAAAUUCUCCAAAAUGAUUCUAUGCAUUCAAAAUCAAUGCUGAAUGUUUUCUUUGUGCCAUGCAAUUUGAUGGAUUAUAGAUGGGAUCUUUUGAACAUGUAUCACGAGUUAAACCGUUACCAUGUUUGUUCAGGAAUGCGUUCCUUCCUAAUAAUUGGAGAUCACCGAAACACAAGGCAAUGAAAUGGGGUACAAUUAUUUUGGGUUCGAACUGCUGUUUGAGAAUCUCUACCUUUUGUUGGCGUUGGCUUUUGGGUGUUGAUACCUUAGAGCCAAUCUGAGUCAGAC
Pseudo-nitzschia multistriata is the source of this 865-nucleotide messenger RNA. NCBI's taxonomy places the organism in Eukaryota, Bacillariophyta, Bacillariophyceae, Bacillariales, Bacillariaceae. The record is from the annotation of a GenBank genome assembly.